This is a messenger RNA of Lachancea thermotolerans CBS 6340, 1239 nucleotides long. Its product is annotated as agmatinase. Gene Ontology annotation, molecular function: agmatinase activity; metal ion binding. The transcript has a single exon. NCBI's taxonomy places the organism in Eukaryota, Fungi, Ascomycota, Saccharomycetes, Saccharomycetales, Saccharomycetaceae. The record is from RefSeq and is a predicted model, not a curated record. Bases 1 to 1239 code for a protein of 412 amino acids.
AUGUUGAUGCGUUCAGUGCUCUUUUCCCUUGCGUGCGCAAACGCGGUGCUCGCCUCUGGAACUACAGUGUUAGAGGAAGACUUGGAGCAGAUGUGGGGCCAAGACUGGCCGUUCUCGGGUAUUCAGACCUUUGCACAUCUGCCACACGAAAAAUGCCUUAUGAACAGAAGUCUUGAUUUCGACAUUGGUGUAAUUGGAAUACCUUUCGAUACCGCGGUCACGUAUAGGCCGGGCGCAAGAUUUGGUCCACAGGCAAUUAGGAAAUCUUCACAAAGACAAACCUCUAUGAGGGGCUUCAACUUCAGGGCUGGUAUCAACCCUUACCAAGACUGGGCCAAGGUUUUGGAUUGUGGCGACGUUCCAGUAACCCCAAUGGACAACAACUUGGCCUUGCAGAUGAUGGGUGCUGCUUAUCACAAUCUCCUGAAUAGAAAUAGCACAUUGAAGCAAGCGGAACUUCCACCUAGGUUUGCAACGCUUGGUGGUGACCACAGUAUCAUCUUGCCUAUCUUGCGUCAGCUUCACAAAAUAUACGGUCCAAUCUCUGUUAUUCAUUUUGAUUCUCACCUGGAUACAUGGGCACCAUCUAAAUAUCCAUCUUACUGGCACAGUAACAACUCCGAUUUCACGCAUGGGUCUAUGUUGUGGAUAGCCAAGCAAGAAGGCCUUCUCUCUGAAAACUCGAACGUUCACGCUGGCCUCAGAACGCGUCUGAGCGGAGUGGGGUGGGACGAUUACGAAGAGGACAAGGAGACCGGCUUUCACCGGAUUGAAUGCGAUGAGAUUCUGGACAUUGGCGUGAGAGGAAUAGCCAGGAAAAUAUUAGAUAUUGUCCCCAAAGACAAACCAGUGUAUAUCAGUGUCGACAUUGAUGUUUUGGAUCCAAGUGCUGCUCCAGGUACCGGAACAGUGGAAGUUGGUGGCUUGCUCACUCGUGAACUUAUUAGCAUUAUCCGGCAACUUGAUGGCUUAUCUUUGAUUGGCGCGGACGUCGUAGAGGUUUCCCCUGCAUAUGACCAAAGCGACAUCACAUCUACGGCAGCAUCCCAAAUUGUUUACGAACUCAUUACAAACAUGGUCAAAAAAGGCCCUCUUGAUCCCGCAAUGAUACAGGCAAACAAAAACAGCGAGAUGGAUCAGGGCGACAAACCUCAAAAUUUGGCUGAAAACGAGUACCAAAGCCUUGGAGAAGGUGCUCGACAGAAUUUCAUGGAAUCCCUCCUUCAAGGGAGAGUCUAA